Achroia grisella is the source of this 2884-nucleotide messenger RNA. RefSeq names its product aminopeptidase N-like (gene Apn2). Gene Ontology annotation, molecular function: zinc ion binding; metalloaminopeptidase activity; peptide binding. The transcript is spliced from 15 exons. Gene Ontology annotation, cellular component: cytoplasm. Gene Ontology annotation, biological process: proteolysis; peptide catabolic process. Bases 1 to 2832 code for a protein of 943 amino acids. NCBI's taxonomy places the organism in Eukaryota, Metazoa, Arthropoda, Insecta, Lepidoptera, Pyralidae. The record is from RefSeq and is a predicted model, not a curated record.
AUGUUAUUCCUCGUAUUCCUCAGCAUAUUGGGCGCUAUCACCGCCGUACCCAUAGCUAUUGAAGAUGUAAGAGCCAACUCUCAGAACCCCUAUGCACUUCCAAACACAUCCUUCCCCACUUUCUACGAUGUCCGCUUGUUCUUCGACCCAAGCAAUGAGAAUUAUUUCAACGGAAUUGUCACUCUUAGAGUUAUCCCUCGAACUAAUAUAACCGAAAUAGUCCUCCAAGCUAUGGAACUAGAGAUCGAAUCCGUUACAAUUUAUCGUGUCACUGAUUUCGAUCGAGAAGAGGAUUUAUUCGAAUCGUACAGCUAUUCGAAUGAAACCCAUUUGCUGAGACUUAACUUGACCAGGCAAAUUGGACAGACUCAACCGCAUGAAGUUAAUAUCAACUACGUUGGCCAUUAUGCAGACAAUAUGUUUGGAGUUUAUCUGUCUACUUAUGAAGAUUCAGAGAGAACUGUAAAAUUGGUGACCACACAAAUGCAGCCGACUUUCGCGCGCAGGGCGUUCCCUUGUUACGACGAGCCAGGUUACAAAGCUAUCUUCCGAACUACUCUUUACGCACCUCAUGCUUACCCCGUCGUACUAUCCAAUACUCCAAUUAGAAGCCGACUAAACCACCCAGAAGUAAUAGGAUACGCGAAACACGAGUUUGAAGAUACACUACCGAUGUCAACUUACCUCUUGGCUUACCUCGUGUCAGAGUUCCAGUAUAUUGGUAACGUCGACAGCUAUGGCAACGUAACACAAGACGCCAUAUAUAACAUACCGUUUAAGGUAUUCUCACGACCAGGAACUCAGGACACUGCAGAGUUUGCGCUGGACUUCGGCCAGAAGAACAUGGUAGCCUUCGAGAAUUAUACGGAAUUCCUAUAUUCGUUCCCCAAACUUGAUAAAGCCGCUAUACCCGAUUUCACUGCCGGCGCUAUGGAAAACUGGGGAUUAGUACUGUACAGGGAAGCAGCUCUUCUGGUGACCGACGGAGUUACCACAACGUCCACCAGACAGAACAUUGGUAGGAUCAUCUCCCACGAGAAUGCUCAUAUGUGGUUCGGGAAUGAAGUCAGCCCCGUUAGCUGGACUUACACUUGGUUGAACGAAGGCUUCGCUAACUUAUUCGAGAGUUUGGGUACAGACUGGGUGCUACCAGAAUGGCGUAUGAUGGAUCAGUUCGUGAUUGCGAUGCAGAAUGUGUUCCAGUCGGAUGCUGUAUUGACUGUCAAUCCUAUGACUCAUGUAGUGCGCAGUCCAUCGGAAAUAUUGGGCACUUUCAAUGCUGUUGCUUACCAAAAAUCUGGCUCUGUUAUACGCAUGACGCAACAUUUCUUGACCCCCGAAAUAUUCCAGUUGGGACUGAUCAAAUAUAUAAAGGACAACGCUCGUAAAGCUGCGGUUCCCCAGGAUUUGUUUACGGCUCUACAGGAGGUUGUAAAUGAAUCGAAUUACACAAUACCGUUCUCCAUCACUGAGAUAUUAACAAGGUGGACCACACAGGGCGGAUUCCCAGUCAUGAACGUCAGGCGGUCUGCACCGCUAGCUAACUCCUUAACUUUAGAUCAAGAAAGAUUUCUACUAGACAGGAGCCAACAGUCCAACGACCGUUGGCAUGUACCAAUCAACUGGGUGCUGUCCGAUGACCCUGACUUCUCCGACACCGCCCCCCAGAGCUGGUACCCCGCCACCUCUUCAUCACUCUCAAUUGAUAUCCCUGGACUCUCACAAGUUAAUUGGUACAUCAUUAACAAACAACAAACAGGUUACUACAGAGUGAAUUAUGAAAUCAGUAACUGGAUUGCUUUGUCCAGAGCACUUAACUCAUCGUCUGAAUAUCUAGAAAUUCAUCUGUUGAAUCGUGCUCAGAUAAUUGACGAUUCAUUCAAUUUGGCAAGGAACGGACGACUCAAUUACAUCUAUCCAUUUGAAAUUUCUAAAUACUUGGUGCAAGAGAAGGACUACAUCCCAUGGGCCGCUGCCAACGCCGCUUUCAAUUACCUGGAUGUUGUACUCAGUGCUGCGCCAGUCUACGAUUUAUACAGGUAUUACCUAUUGAACCUGACGGCUCCACUUUUCGUGGAGUUCGGAUUCACGGCAGAACCUGAGGAGGAACACGUGACGGCUUAUCACAGGAACAUCAUACUCGACAUCAAUUGCAGAUAUGGAAACGCAGUUUGCUUACGAGAAGCCAAUAACUUACUUGAAGAAUCGAAAACUCAAUCUAUUAACCCUGACAUUCAAAACUUGGUGUACUGCUCAAGUCUACGCUCCGGUGAAAGAGAAAACUUCGAUUAUUUGUGGGGUCUUUUCGCCGCAAGCACUGAUUCCACGUUCCAAACCAUUCUACUGAACGCUCUCGGAUGUACAUCCAACGAAGAGGCUCGAACGGAUUAUUUGAACGAAGUCCUCGACGACGAUUCACUAGUUAGACAACAGGACAAACAUACUGUCAUUGUUUCUGUCAUCAAUGCAAGCCCCGAAAACACAGAUGCCGCCUUGGAGUUCGUCAUAGAAAACUUUGAUUUAAUUAAACCCAGGGUGCAGGAACUUAGUGGAACUACAAAUAUUUUGAAUGCAUUCUCUAGAAGACUAAAUACUCCAGCUCAUUUGGAGAGGAUCAAUUACUUCGAAAGUCGCUAUUAUGAUAUCUUCUCGGCUGGAGAACGGGCAUCUGUAGCGGCUAUCAAAGAAAACGUCGGUGCUUCUAUAGCCUGGGCUGAAGAUAACUUCAAUAGCGUGGACUUAUGGCUGAAAGAUAACUAUGGAAAUAGUGCUGUUACAUUCACAUCUAAUGUACUUAUGUUACUAUUUGUAGUUUUAGCCAUUCUGUUCUAAUUGUAUACACUUGUAACUAGUCCAUUCCAUGUAAUUAAUGUAUUAUAUAAGU